AUGAGCGUGUCUGUCAACGCGGUUGAUUUGUUCAGCGUCAAUGGGUUGGUAGCAGUAAUCACAGGCGGGGGAAGCGGUUCGUCUCUCUAUCCAUAUCUGUACAGUUUCAUCGUGGCGGUGCUGCGUAAUAAAAUGUUAGCUGACAGCCGCGAAGGUAUUGGCCUUAUGAUGGCGAAAGCACUUGAAGCCAAUGGAGCAUUAAAAGUCUACAUCAUCGGACGACGCCUGCAGACUCUACAGACAGCAGCAAAGCAGGGAAAGUUCGGAAAUAUAAUACCACUCCAAGGCGACGUAACCUCAAAGGAGGACCUUACCCGUAUCGUAAAACACAUCGAAUCUGAGACUGGCUAUGUCGAUCUCCUAGUCGCAAAUGCUGGAGUAAGCGGUCCUGAUCUUACUGGACUCUCCUUCAAUUCAUCUCUGCUCGAAGUUCGCGACAAGCUCUGGUCGCCAGACUUUGACGUGUUUGCUGGUACGUACGCAGUCAAUACAGCAGCAACGUUCUUCACUAUCGUCGCCUUUUUAGAGCUGCUGAACAAGGGCAAUCAGAAAAAUGAAGGGAGCGGAAAGCAAAGAAGCCAGAUCGUGGCUACGAGUUCAAUAUCAGGCUUUAAUAGAAACGUACCAGGCGGCUUUGCGUAUGGAGGAAGCAAAGCAGCAACGACACAAAUGAUGAAGCAAUUCGCGACAUUUUUGGCUCCAUGGGGAAUAAGAAGCAAUGUUAUAGCACCUGGGAUAUAUCCUUCAGAAAUGACGACUGCGAACUUGGCGAGAGAGGAUGAGGAACCAAAGAAGGUUUAUCCCGCAUCUGUAAUACCAGAAGAGAGGAUUGGUGAUGAACAAGACAUUGCGGGAGCAAUUCUGUUCCUUGCGUCGAGAGCUGGGGCCUACUUGAAUGGGAACGUAUUAAUCACAGAUGGAGGAAGGUUGAGUGUUAUGCCUUCUUCGUAUUAG
Messenger RNA from Verruconis gallopava, 954 nucleotides. RefSeq lists its product as uncharacterized. The record is from RefSeq and is a predicted model, not a curated record. Bases 1 to 954 code for a protein of 317 amino acids. Gene Ontology annotation, molecular function: oxidoreductase activity. NCBI's taxonomy places the organism in Eukaryota, Fungi, Ascomycota, Dothideomycetes, Venturiales, Sympoventuriaceae. The transcript is spliced from 3 exons.